Ambispora leptoticha is the source of this 528-nucleotide messenger RNA. The record is from the annotation of a GenBank genome assembly. NCBI's taxonomy places the organism in Eukaryota, Fungi, Glomeromycota, Glomeromycetes, Archaeosporales, Ambisporaceae.
AUGACUAAUAACAAAGUAACUUUAACCAUUACUAUUCCUGAAAACACUUAUAAAAAACUUAAAAAAAUAGUUGCUUCUGGAAAAGUCAGUGAAUUUGUCAGCAAGGCUAUUGAGAGAAAUAUUAGCGAAAAAGAAAAGGAAAUUAUCGAAGCUUAUCAGAAAUUCAAUCAAGAUAAAGAUUUGAUUAUGAAACUAAAAGGAGGGUUAAGUUGGUUUGAUCCCUUAGGAAAUACCAAAGCAAACGAAUCUAACCUAGUUUUAAUUUUAAGUAAUGAAUUACAUAAUAAAUAUAGCGAUUAUAUAGUAGUGGCGAUAGUAGUUCUACGUAAGGAAGAUGACGAAAUCCGCAAACCGUUGGAAAUUCCUUGCGAAUACGAAGACAAGAAACUCAAAGUCUUGGUUAGCCAGAUCCAUACUGUUAGCAAAGCAAUUCUGUUCAAACACCGCUUAUUUUUAGGAAAUUUGGAUGAAAAAACCAUGAAAAAGGUAGCGGAGAAAAUUAAAUUGAUAUUAAAUUUGGAUAAUUAA